AUGGGAGACGAAGUCAAGAUAGACAAGGACACCUUCAACAAUCGGCUCUCACACUUUGUUUCGACAUGGAAGGGCGACAAACGACAGUCGAACGACGCGUUGUUCGGCGGCGUGGGAUCCAUAGUGGUUCUCUUGGGUAGGAAUGAGGAUAGUCAGUCGUUUCAGAAGAACAACGCCAUGCACUUCUGGCUACUUGGAUAUGAGUUUCCUGCUACUCUAAUGAUCUUCACAUUGGAGUCCCUCUAUAUCGUCACUACUUCGAAGAAAGCUAAACACCUUGAGCCUCUGAAGGGUGGCAAGGUCCCGAUCGAGAUCCUUGUCCGCGGCAAGGACGCGGAACAGAAUGCGAAGCAGUUUGAGAAGUGCCUCGAUGUCAUCAAAGGCGCAGGAAAGAAAGUUGGGAUCAUUGCCAAGGAUGCCUCAGCAGGGCCAUUUGCGGAGGAGUGGAAGAAGGCUUAUGGUGACAUCUCAAAAGAGGUUGAAGAAGUCGACAUCUCCCUGGCUCUUUCAGGAGCCGCCUUUGCAGUGAAGGAUGAAAACGAGCUGCGGAAUAUGCGAAACGCGUCAAGGGCUUGUACGGGACUUCUAUCAGAGUUCUUCGUCGAGGAGAUGUCAGGAAUCCUGGAUGCGGAGAAGAAAGUGACGCAUAAAGAACUCUCGGAUAAGAUUGACCAGAAGCUCGAUGACCAGAAAUUUUUCCGAAAUCUGAAGACCAAGCUACCAUCUGAUUUCGACAACAGCCAGCUUGACUUUAUGUACGGACCAAUGGUUCAGAGCGGUGGGAACUACGACCUUAAAUUAUCAGCGGCUUCUGACACUAACAAUCUACAUCCCGGUAUUAUCAUCGCUGGUCUUGGCCUUCGGUACAAGAGCUACAGCUCGAUGGUAGCUCGCACGUUCUUGGUGGAUCCCAACUCGUCUCAGGAAGCGAAUUACAAAGUGCUUCACAGCAUACAAGAUACGCUCAUUCAGGAGGCGAGGGAGGGUGUUGUCAUCAAAGACCUUUACAACAAAGCCCUGAAUAUCAUCAAGACAAAGAAGCCGGAACUGGAGAAACAUUUCCUGAAGAGUAUAGGUGGGGGGAUUGGUAUCGAGAGUCGGGACUCAACCCUCAUUAUAAACGCAAAGAAUACCAGACAGCUUAAGGAUGGAAUGACACUGAAUAUCGCCCCUGGCUUCACCGACAUUGAGAACCCAAGUCCUCAGGACAAGAAAAGCAAAGCUUAUACACUCUUCGUAUCGGACACUAUCCGCGUCAAGGGACGAUCCGAAGGCUCUGCCAACUUUACCAAUGCCGCGGCAUUGGAGCUCGGGGCAGUAUCAUUCUACUUCAAGGAUGAAGAGGAAGAAGAAACGCCGGCGCAGAAGUCGAAAGCCAAGAAAGAUCCCAAAAUUGGAGCUGUGGCAUCUAGCAACGUGGUGAAGACGAAGCUUCGUGCUGACCGCGCAAAACAGGUGGACGAAGGAGCAGAAGCACGGAGACGAGAGCAUCAGAAGGAACUCUCCCAGAAGAUCCAGCAGAAUGGCUUGGAGCAGUACAGCGAGGCAAUCGGCGAUGCGAAUGGGGUGACACAGAAGAAAUUCAAGAAAUUUGAGUCUUACAAACGGGACAAUCAGUUUCCUUCAAGGGUGGCAGACCUCUCGAUCGUAGUCGAUGUCAAGGCUUCAACAAUUGUAUUGCCAAUCAUGGGCCGGCCUGUGCCAUUCCAUAUCAAUACGAUCAAGAACGCCAGCAAAAGUGACGAAGGAGAAUUCUCCUAUCUGCGAAUCAAUUUUCUCUCGCCUGGGCAGGGUGUUGGCAGGAAAGACGACCAGCCUUUCGAGGAUGCAACAGCACACUUUGUGAGAAGCUUGACUUUCAGAUCUACGGAUUCAGAUCGAAUGCAGGAUAUCGCACAGCAGAUAACCGACCUCCGAAAGAACGCUGUGCGUCGAGAACAGGAGAAGAAAGAGCUGGAAGACGUGGUUGAGCAGGACAAGCUCAGUGUUGUCCGAAACCGUAAGCCAGUGGGUCUCGACAAUGUCUUCGCCCGGCCUGGCCUUGACGGCAAGCGUAUCGCUGGUGAACUGGAGAUCCAUAAUAACGGUCUCCGCUACCACGACCAUCGUGGCAGUCAAAUUGACAUCCUCUUCAGUAACAUGAAGCAUCUCUUCUUUCAACCCUCUACGCACGAGCUGAUCGUCAUCAUACACAUUCAUCUGAGAGAUCCGAUCAUGAUUGGAAAGAAGAAGGCCAAAGAUGUGCAAUUUUAUCGCGAAGCCACGGAUAUGGCGUUUGAUGAGACCGGAAACCGAAAGCGGAAGCACCGUUAUGGUGAUGAAGAGGAGUUCGAGCAGGAGCAGGAGGAGAGAAGACGACGAGCGCAGCUUGACAAAGUCUUCAAGAAUUUCGCAGAGAAGAUAACGGCCGCUGAUUCAGAUUCCAAGGGGGUCGACAUUCCAUUCCGAGAUCUGGGCUUUAGCGGUGUACCUAACCGCUCGAACGUGCUAUGCCAGCCCACUACUGACUGCCUGGUGCAACUGACGGAGCCGCCUUUCAUGGUACUCACCCUAGAAGAGAUUGAGAUCGUCCAUCUGGAACGUGUACAAUUUGGCUUGAAGAACUUUGAUAUGGUCUGCAUCUUCAAAGAUUUCAAUCGACCGCCUGUCCACAUCAACACAGUACCAGUGGAGAGCCUGGAGGCUGUCAAAGACUGGCUCGACUCCGUCAAUAUCCCAUACAGCGAAGGUCCUCUGAAUCUCAAUUGGGGCACUAUCAUGAAGACUGUGAUUGCGGACCCUCACCAGUUCUUUGUCGACGGUGGUUGGUCGUUCCUGACCAUGGAAUCUGACAAUGAAGACGAGGAAGACGAGGAGGAAGAGUCCGCGUUCGAAAUGUCGGACUCUGAUCUCGCUGCUGACGUGUCUGAGUCCGAGGACGAAUCGGAGUUCGAUGACGACGCUUCUGCUGAUGAAGGUGACGCAAGCGACGAUGAGAGUGGUGGAGAGGACUGGGAUGAGCUUGAGAAGAAAGCUAAGAAGAAGGACAGAGAGGGUGGUUUGGAAGAUGAGGAUUCCGGAAGGAAGAAGAAGCGGUAG
This is a messenger RNA of Letharia columbiana, 3078 nucleotides long. RefSeq lists its product as uncharacterized. The record is from RefSeq and is a predicted model, not a curated record. NCBI's taxonomy places the organism in Eukaryota, Fungi, Ascomycota, Lecanoromycetes, Lecanorales, Parmeliaceae. Gene Ontology annotation, cellular component: FACT complex. The transcript is spliced from 6 exons. Gene Ontology annotation, molecular function: nucleosome binding. The coding region runs from base 1 to 3078 and encodes 1025 amino acids. Gene Ontology annotation, biological process: positive regulation of transcription elongation by RNA polymerase II; transcription elongation by RNA polymerase II.